GCAACGAAUGACGUCACGCUAGCCGAAAAUGGCGGACACGGAGUUGAAUGUUGACAGCAUCAUCUCCCGACUUUUGGAAGUGAGGGGAUGUAGGCCCGGUAAGAUAGUUCAGAUGACAGAUGCUGAAGUGAGAGGCCUGUGUCUGAAGUCCCGAGAAAUCUUUCUAAGUCAACCCAUUCUCCUGGAGCUGGAAGCUCCCCUCAAAAUCUGUGGUGAUAUUCAUGGACAGUACACGGAUCUCCUUCGACUAUUUGAGUACGGAGGGUUUCCCCCGGAGUCCAACUACCUGUUCCUCGGGGACUAUGUGGACCGGGGGAAGCAGUCCCUGGAAACCAUUUGUCUGCUUCUAGCCUACAAGAUCAAAUACCCGGAAAAUUUCUUCCUUUUGCGAGGCAACCAUGAAAAUGCCAGUAUAAACAGAAUAUACGGCUUUUAUGAUGAAUGUAAAAGAAGAUUUAAUGUGAAGUUGUGGAAAACUUUUACAGACUGUUUUAAUUGUUUACCCAUUGCAGCUAUCAUAGAUGAAAAAAUAUUUUGUUGUCAUGGAGGUUUGUCUCCAGACCUCCAGUCCAUGGAACAGAUCAGAAGGAUUAUGAGACCCACAGAUGUCCCAGACACAGGUCUACUGUGUGAUCUUCUGUGGUCUGACCCAGACAAAGAGGUGCAGGGGUGGGGAGAAAAUGACCGGGGGGUGUCCUUCACGUUUGGUGCAGAUGUUGUUAGCAAAUUCUUAAAUCGUCACGAUCUAGAUCUAAUAUGUAGAGCUCAUCAGGUUGUAGAAGAUGGCUACGAAUUCUUUGCCAAGAGACAGUUAGUCACAUUAUUUUCAGCUCCAAAUUACUGUGGGGAAUUUGAUAAUGCAGGAGGAAUGAUGUCAGUAGAUGAAACACUCAUGUGCUCAUUUCAGAUUUUAAAGCCUUCGGAAAAGAAAGCCAAGUACCAGUACGGAGGGCUAAACUCAGGGCGACCAGUGACGCCCCCUAGGGGCCCCCAGCAACCACAGAAAAAAUGAAAAAAGAGAAAACAAUGAAACAAAAUUUAAAUCACCACAAGAGUAAAAAAAAAAACCAAAAAAAAAAACUCCAGGGGUAACAUUUAACAAGGAAUCAAUUAAUUGAACAUAUCACAAGUUGUCCAGUAUAUAGGUGUGUGCUGGAAUUAGACAGAGUAUAAACUGCUCGUUAGAUAUAUAUAGAUAUUCAGACAUUGAUGACCCGUAGAAUGCUGGGCUAUGUUCCUGAGCCCCCAGGAUAAACCCCCAGGAUGCAAUGGAGGGAAAUCCUGUCACUUGGAAACCCAUUCCAUGGAGAAACCACCAUUAACCAUAGUUUUAAUUUGUUUAUUUUUAUUUUUAAUGUUGACAUUUAGGUAUUGGUUUUAACUAUGUAGAAAUGAAACGCCCACUCAGAGGAUUUUUGAACUGUUGCUUCAUGUACUGAUCAUCGACCACAAUAAGACACGUCUCUUGUUAAGAGUUCUGAACUUUGAAACAAGCUGAACUGUGAUAACAUGUUUUAUAUCAGCAAAAGGAAUCUGUUACCUGGACCUUUUUGUGUGACCCUCAUUUGAAUUUAAAUGAUAAAUAAGACGUCUGAUGUAAAUUAUUUUGUAAAGUCCCUGGCAAUAGGUGCAGCCUUAAUGUAAAGCACGAGGAAGGGAUUGUGAAUGGCACAGACCUUGUUGGUUCAGUCAGCCUUGUAUUUAUUAUUAUUAUCUGCCUUUUGUUUGUAUCUGAACAUUUCUGUUUGGUGUAUGUUCUCUUUUCUGCAGUAUGUCCCCUGCUGUAAUAUUUUUGGGCUUGACAAUGCAAUGAAAGAUCAAUCCAGAUCUGUCCACACGUCCUUAUUGUUAUUCAAUUACAAACAAUACAUGUCUACUGUACAAAUUAAGCCUGAUUUGUGUCAUAUUGAAGAGAAACCUAUUGUAUUUGAUUGUAAUAUAAGCUGUAUGAUAUAGAACCGUUUUAUUAAUCCCUUCAGAAGUUCAGGUUGUACGGCUCAGUUAUGUGAUGCGAUCACAAUACUUACAUCAGCACACCUGUGUCGUCACCAUGUUUCUCUAUGUUGGGUACUGUGUUGUUCUCUCUGUGUUCAUUCUCUGUUCAUUCUGUGUGUGCUCCUCUGUAUACUGAAGGUCUAUGCAACCCUCUGCUGCAAUAAGCAACUAACAGUUGGCAAACCUUGUAUCUGAUAAAGGACUGAGAUAUUAUAAUGAGUAAUAACUGUGUCUUGUCACAUUUCUAUGUCGGUAUGAAUUUGAUUGAUGUAAGUAUAGAAUCAUGACCUUCUGUGUGUUUUGGUAUAAAAUAAAGAGAUCUGCUGUUGACUAGGAUAGCCAAAUAUUUAUACAUAUAUCUGGUUUGUUGUUUUUAAGACAUGUCACCAUAAACUUCAACAUUAUUGCAUAUUAAACUAUUUCUGUAAUUUGA
Molecule: messenger RNA, 2428 nt
Organism: Magallana angulata
Lineage: Eukaryota; Metazoa; Mollusca; Bivalvia; Ostreida; Ostreidae
Product: serine/threonine-protein phosphatase PP1-beta catalytic subunit
Exons: 8
Coding region: 29-1012 (327 amino acids)
Cellular component (GO): cytoplasm; nucleus
Molecular function (GO): protein serine/threonine phosphatase activity
Source: RefSeq, a predicted model, not a curated record